UUUGUCAUUGUCAAACUACAAUUCCCUACCGUCCCCGAUCACAUAGUCACCACUUGCAUAACCUCCUACCUGCAGUCGAACUCCCAAGGCCAAGAUCUGAACAUAGCCGACCUCCUAGAAACCGCCCUAGCCGAAAACAACUCUGAGCAGAUGGGACGGCUUUCACAACAACUGGAAACACCUCCCCUAGAUCAAGCGCUCAUCCCCGAUCCACAAGACGAUAGUGCGCAAUUGAUUGGCUCCCAUUCGGAAUCGGCAAUCCUUAGCUCGACGUCCGACGAACGAAACCGAGUCGAAAUGAUCGAGAGUGAUAGUGAUAUCAACAGGAAUUUGAUAAAACCAAGCGUCCCCAAUCCCACCCCGCGAGAACCUCCCAAGACGAUCGCUAAAAGACCCAACAAGCUUGACAUAACGUCUGACUGUGAUGCGAUCAGUGACGAUAAAAGAAAGUUCAAUAUCCAACUGUCCGAGAAAUGUAGAGACGUGCACAAAUUGCUCAGUUCCGACCUUAGUGAAAAACCCCCGCGAUCCCCUCUGAGCGCGAAGCGCUUCGCCGCGAAAAACUCCCCCACCAAGGUGGAGAAGUCCCCCCUAGUGUCCCCCGACGCUCAAAGACGCUUGCAGGACGAUACUCGCGCUCCCAUAGUGAAAAAAGAAACGUGUUCCACCCCCACGCAAACGACUGACACUCUCCUAGGCAGCCCCAACCUCAACCUAUCUCUGAACGUGAACUUGGACCUAGUGCAAAGCCCCUCCCAUCCGAGGCGCACCUCUCUGGCGCAGCUAACCCCCACGCAGCCUUGGCUGCAAACUCCCGCCACUUCGCCGAGGAGCUUCACCAGCGUUAACCUUACUUUGAGGCCUCCCACGUCGACCCCUCAGAACCCCAUUGACAUCACUUCACAGAAUUCUAGUUUGACGUACUCGACGAGCAGUUUUGACUCUCAGAAGGGGUUGGAGAGCCGUUUGCAGAUCACGGUGGGGCCGGGAGGGGGAAGCGUUGCGUCCGUGAGAGUGAGGCCGAAGAGCUACCAUCCCCAAGAGCAGCAGCAGCAAGAAGUCGUUCCUGUCAGAGCUGGGUCGCUCAAUGAUUUGGCGGUGAGCUCGCAACCGCCUGUGAUAUUAAAACAAGAAGCACGUAUAGAACGGUUGCGAAUAGAACUGAAUACUGAAAAAGCCAAAUUAGUUAUAAUGAAGCAAGAAGUUGCCGAUUUAGAGAAGAAUAGACUCGAAAAGCUGGCUGACAUAGAAAUGGAGAAACAAUUAACUAUGGAAAUAAGACAUCUCAGACGGCAAUGUAAAGUGCUAGAAUUAGACGCGCCUGUGAUAUUAAAACAAGAAGCACGUAUAGAACGGUUGCGAAUAGAACUGAAUACUGAAAAAGCCAAAUUAGUUAUAAUGAAGCAAGAAGUUGCCGAUUUAGAGAAGAAUAGACUCGAAAAGCUGGCUGACAUAGAAAUGGAGAAACAAUUAACUAUGGAAAUAAGACAUCUCAGACGGCAAUGUAAAGUGCUAGAAUUAGACGGUGAAGCAUUUUAUAACAACAUCUACACAGGGCCUCAAGGGCCUCUGACUUUCGGAUCGCCGCCCCUCCUGCCCCCCAGAUUGCGGCCGCAAACCAGAAGUCGGCUUCAGUACCCAGGCCCCCACCCGGCAGACAUAGAGGGGCCGAAAUGGAACUGCGGCAUAUGUACAUUCCUGAACCACCCGAUAUUGGACAAGUGUGAACAGUGCGAGAUGCCAAGGAUAGUGCACGUCUCUGCAUCUCCCGGGGAUAAUAUUCACAUACACGUUACACCGAGAUUGUCAAGACGUAAGAUAUAUUUGUGGUUUUCUGUGUUUGGCUCUGCUGUUUCCCUAAUCUAUUUUUGCAUUAUCGCUGCUUUCGUGGAAUCUAACAGAAUUUGCAAAAUGAAAAGCAUGGUUUUGUUUUGUAUAAUGACCCCCGAAAACUUUGCCAUACGGAGGAAUGUUUUUCUGAAAAUGAGUUGUGAAAAGUAUUUGAGUAAUUUUGAAUAUUGCAUAUUCGAACCGAGAUAAAAAAUUUUCUUCGUU
Leptinotarsa decemlineata (Colorado potato beetle) is the source of this 2055-nucleotide messenger RNA. It is a transcript of the gene Tab2, whose product is annotated as TAK1-associated binding protein 2. NCBI's taxonomy places the organism in Eukaryota, Metazoa, Arthropoda, Insecta, Coleoptera, Chrysomelidae. The record is from RefSeq and is a predicted model, not a curated record.